AUGUCCUGGACUUUACCGCACAUACUGCAACUGCAAGGUUACAAUAAAGGCCAUGAAACACGCACACGCACACGCACACGCACACAAUCAACCCCCACCCCAACUCCUCCAAAUCCCAGCAGCGCGGGAUUCGGCCGGCAUCCUCAGGUAGACAUUGAGGAUCGGCCAGAAGCCGCAGGAGGCAGACCUGACGAGAGGGAAAUUGCAUCCGGCACUCUGGAAUUGGAGAGCAUGGUCAUGGGCGAUGAGCGUACUUUAGUGAACCUUUCCGAGGAUGAAGGCGAUUACGCGAGGCAAACGGUACCUGACUUGUUUCCACCCUCAGAAGUCAAUUGUGGAAAGACUUGCGAAAACAUGCUCAACCAUUUGAUGAGAAAUACUCUACGAUAG
Histoplasma capsulatum G186AR is the source of this 390-nucleotide messenger RNA. RefSeq lists its product as uncharacterized. The coding region runs from base 1 to 390 and encodes 129 amino acids. The record is from RefSeq and is a predicted model, not a curated record. The transcript is spliced from 4 exons. NCBI's taxonomy places the organism in Eukaryota, Fungi, Ascomycota, Eurotiomycetes, Onygenales, Ajellomycetaceae.